GUGAGAAGCAGGUGAUAAAAACUCUCGUCCGUCUUGGGAGAGAGCACAUCGUCGUCUUUUCUUUAUAAACCCUAAAUUCCCAUUUCUCUUCUCCAAAAGUUUUAUCGAUUCCACCAAAUUAGGGCGAACGCGAAAUCUGGGUAUUGUAAUUUGAAGCGAUGGCGACGACUGGAACUGCUGCGGUUGCGACGGGAACUUCGACGGUGAAGAGAAAACCGGUGUUUGUGAAGGUGGAACAGCUAAAGCCUGGAACGACUGGUCACACGUUGACUGUUAAAGUCAUUGAGGCUAAUAUCGUGGUUCCUGUUACCCGGAAGACUCGUCCAGCGAGUUCUCUGAGUCGUCCUUCUCAGCCUAGUCGAAUCGUUGAGUGUCUCAUCGGUGACGAAACUGGGUGUAUCCUCUUCACUGCUCGUAACGAUCAAGUUGAUCUUAUGAAGCCGGGUGCUACGGUGAUACUGCGCAAUUCAAGGAUAGACAUGUUCAAGGGUACAAUGAGGCUAGGAGUUGAUAAAUGGGGACGCAUCGAAGCCACUGGAGCCGCGUCUUUCACUGUCAAGGAGGAUAACAAUCUGUCUCUCGUUGAGUAUGAACUGAUCAAUGUUGGUGGUGAUCAGUGAUCUUUUAGUAUGUUUAUGGAGGUUAACCCCUGAGAGUGUUGGGUUCUGAUUUUUCUACCGUGAAGGUCUUUGAUUUAGAUGAUGAAGAUUGUAUGACUGGUCCAGAGUUGCUUGUAGGAAUAUGCUUCUUCUUUUUUACCCUAAAAUAUGCGGUCAUGAUCUUGCUCUGGAGAACUAUUGAGCCUGCGGUAAUGGCGUAAUGCAAUUGUUCCUUUUAAUUUGUGUUGAUGUAAGUUAAAGACCAUUGAGAGCUUGCUUGUGCACUAUCUAAUACAGUAAAAAUAAGUUUUUCUUUCUUAAACUUUACUAAUGUCUUUGUUUUUUCAUUAAUUACUAUUUGAUGUACACUAUUGUACCCUCUCGGUUACAGAGAGUUUUGCCCAACUUUUUACAUCGAAAGCAUCUCAUCCUUGAUU
Messenger RNA from Arabidopsis thaliana (thale cress), 1036 nucleotides. RefSeq names its product Nucleic acid-binding, OB-fold-like protein. Bases 159 to 620 code for a protein of 153 amino acids. Lineage: Eukaryota; Viridiplantae; Streptophyta; Magnoliopsida; Brassicales; Brassicaceae. The transcript is spliced from 2 exons. The record is from RefSeq and is marked reviewed.